Molecule: messenger RNA, 465 nt
Organism: Elaeis guineensis (African oil palm)
Lineage: Eukaryota; Viridiplantae; Streptophyta; Magnoliopsida; Arecales; Arecaceae
Source: RefSeq, a predicted model, not a curated record
AGAAAAAAAAAUGAAACAAAGAGUUUCGAGAUCAAUCUUUUCUUCGCAAUAAAGUUGAAGGAAAGCAAUUUGUUAUAAUCCAACAUAGAUCAGUCAUAGCAUAGAAAGCAUUUACUUUCAGGAAGCAAAAACGACCAAGAUAUUAAAGCAAAAACGACCAAGAUAUUAUCGGAAAAAUGGAAGGCAAUCAGCGCUUCAGGAGCUUAUCCAGAAGGCGAUCUGAGAAGGAAGAAAAGCUCAUCCGCGGCUCCAAUUCAAUGCCCUCAGCCUUGAACCCUCGGAUUAUCCCGACGGUGAGCGCCUCGGAAACCCGGGAAACCGAGCCGGAGAACUCCGAUGACCUGGCGAUCUUGGAGAUUUGCCUCAAUUCAAUGUCCUCAGCCUUGAACCUUUGGAUUAUCGCGACGGGGAGCACCUCGAAAACCCGAGAAACCGAGCCGGAGAACUCCUCCGCCGUCGGGAGCG